AACCCGUGCGUCAUCCACAUCACCACAGUAUUUCUGCGGCGUGGGUACACAGACAACCCUAACUCCUCAUCGUACAUUCAUGUAGAGCAUUUAAAUAAUGAACCUUCGCAUAUUUAUCUUAUUGAAGAAGGACUAGCGCUCUGGGUUGCCGUUGUGGAAAAUUCAACUGUUAUGUCACCGCAGCUCCUGGCGUUAUGCAAAAAUCUCUUGCCAAUUAUUGAAAUGUCAUCAGAAAAUUUACGAAUAGUAUUGAUUCUUAUACAAGCAUAUAUUCUUUUGGACUCACACACAUUUCUUGAACGCUAUGGCAAGGAGUUUGUUCAAUUUUGUACACGCAUGUUUGACGAUUUACGACCGGAAGGUAUAGCUUUGAUGCUGAAGGUGUUUGAAACAUGUCUGAAAUCAGAUGCGAACUACGGAUUGGAAUUAGUGCGGCCUGCCUUGCCUUAUAUUUUCAAGCAGGUUUACCUGGACAAAGAGUUUCCUAUGCUUAUGUCAAUGUAUUUAAUGAUGGUUGCAAGGGUACUACUUAUCAGCCAAUCUGUAUUUACCGCAGUGUUGCAGGAACUACAACUGCCGAAUGCAUUAGAAACUAUACUUGACGUGUGGAUACGCAAGAUGCCACUAGUGACAGAAGUCGAAAAGCGAAAGCUCUUUGCACUUGCGUUUGCAUCGAUAUUCACCAAUGACCAAAUUUUACUAGAACGUUUUCCAGGAAUUAUGCAAAAUAUUGGUGAUACUCUUAUGGAUGUAAUGCGGGAGGAAGACGACGAAUUAGAUACCAUAGAUAGUAUCGAUACGGUGAAUAUUCCACCCCGUCCAGCUGGUGAGAAGCCAAUGAAGUUCUGCGACUCUUUGGUUUUCCUCGAUGAACAUGAUUUGGAUACAAGCAGUUAUUGUAUAAUGGACGAUUUUGACUACAAGACUUACCACUACGAUCGCUGCAGACAAUUGUCCCUUAAAGAUCCAGUGCAUAAGAUUGUGCUUACCGAAUACUUGGAAUGGCAACUGAAUACGUUGCGGACGCAAAUGGGGGAGGACGCGUAUCAACAGUUGAUGCAGUGCGUUUAUCCGGGAGUAUUGGAGAAGGUUGGGAAGUUUGUUAAACUGAAUUUAAAUUUUCAGCCUAACUGAAAUAGAUUAUUAAAUAACUAUGAACCUCUUGCAAUAUUACCUACACGAAUAGCCUUUAACCCAAAGCAUAACGAAGCGAGUCACUAAUUUUCUACUUCAAUUAUAAAACUGGGAAACAGAAAUAAUUUCUGUAUCUAUUACCCGAUAUAAAAUUAAAUUACUGGAAAUAUUUUUUGUUUGUUUUUACAAUAAGAUUUCCUUUAAGUAUUCCAAAAAAAAACGUACCCCCCUAUUAUGGAUUCGUACGAUUCACGAUAAACGCUUGCAUUCUGUUAUUCUCUAUUACGCAAUGAGGUUGUCGUAUGAAAUCCGAUUGUAAGCGUAGCUGAUUUGUGCUGGUUCACAAUAAAAAGUGAUCAAAACCCACAGCCAGUCACAAUACUGUCGGGCAUAUGAACACGAUUAUACGAGAACUGUUUCCAUACGAUACGCUUGCAAGCGUUUAUCGUCUAUCAUAUGAAAAUUCAUAAUAGGGGGAAAUUAAACAGAAAAAAGAAUGCGAAGCAAUUUGCAACUGAUUGUUUUGCUUAAUGAAGCAAGAAACUAAAUAAAAGUAAAAAAUCAAACACAGAA
Messenger RNA from Rhagoletis pomonella (apple maggot), 1707 nucleotides. RefSeq names its product importin-11-like. Gene Ontology annotation, biological process: protein import into nucleus. Gene Ontology annotation, cellular component: cytosol; nuclear envelope. The annotation marks the transcript as partial. Lineage: Eukaryota; Metazoa; Arthropoda; Insecta; Diptera; Tephritidae. The transcript is spliced from 2 exons. The record is from RefSeq and is a predicted model, not a curated record.